Messenger RNA from Neltuma alba, 2379 nucleotides. Its product is annotated as G-type lectin S-receptor-like serine/threonine-protein kinase LECRK4. Gene Ontology annotation, biological process: protein phosphorylation. Gene Ontology annotation, molecular function: ATP binding; protein serine/threonine kinase activity. Lineage: Eukaryota; Viridiplantae; Streptophyta; Magnoliopsida; Fabales; Fabaceae. The record is from RefSeq and is a predicted model, not a curated record. The transcript has a single exon. Bases 1 to 2379 code for a protein of 792 amino acids.
AUGUCUAUUCCUAGUAUCUACUUCUUCGCCUUCUUCUUGCUUCGACUUCAUUUGGCUUUUGGAAUCGUUGAUGUGAACACCACUCUCUCCGCCAACGAUCAAAAUGAUCGAUGGCUCUCCUCUUCUCAGGAAUUCGCUUUCGGAUUUCGCCGAAUCAACAACACAAAUCUCUUUUUACUUGCCAUCUGGUACGACAAAAUACCUGACAAAACCGUUGUCUGGAAUGCAAACAUGUCCAAUCCAGCAGUACCAUCAGGAUCGCGAGUUCAGCUCACACGAACUGGUCUUAGUCUCACUAACCCCCAAGGUCAAGCUAUAUGGAAUUCUACACCACAAGAAGAUGUGUCCCAUGCAGAAAUGCGUGAUGAUGGAAAUUUUGUUCUGGUGGCAUCCUCCAAUUCUUCUCAUUUGUGGGAAAGUUUCAAAAAUCCCACCGAUACACUGUUGCCAAACCAAACUCUCGGUCUUGAUGGCAAGUUGUCUUCUCGCUUGGCACAAUCAAAUUAUACAAAGGGAAGGUUUGAGCUUUAUUUCGAAGGUGUCAAUCUCGCGUUAAGUCAGAUUGGAUGGCCAACUGAAUUUCGUUACAAAAAAUAUUACGAAUUUGAUGCAAAUUUAAAUGACUCUGUGUCAGGACUAGUCUUUAAUUCUGCUGGAAAUGUCUCUGUAGGUCAAAGACCUCUAUGGGACGGCUUAGAUAAUGAUGUAAAUAGAUAUUAUUACAGGGCUACACUUGAUUAUUAUGGAGUCUUCACGUUGUAUUCCUAUCCAAGGAAUCCCAGCUAUGAGAACCAAGUUUGGUCAUUCGUGAAGUAUGUUCCUGAUGAUGGGAACGUUUGCACUGUACUCUUUGGUGAUCUGGGUAGUGGUUGUUGUGGCUACAAUAGCUACUGUGUUUGGAAUUCGAAUGACGGUAGGCCAACUUGUGAGUGCCCUGAUUGGUAUUCCCUAGUGGAUCCGAACGAUGAAUUUGGAGGAUGCGAACCUAAUCUCCCCUUUGGUUGUGCCGCUGAUGAUGAAGAAUCAAAAGCCAAUCCGGAAAAGGUGUAUGAGAUGAAGAUCUUGCAAAAAAAUGUGAAUUGGCCUCUCGGAGAUUAUGAAAGGCUGCUCAAUUACACAGAGGACGAAUGUAGCAGAUCUUGCUUGUAUGAUUGUAACUGUGCAGUUGCUAUUUUUAACAAUCAUGGUGAUUGUUGGAAGAAAAGACUACCACUUUCUAACGGAAGAUAUCUUACUAGUGCUGAUGGAACUACAGUCUUGAUGAAAAUAAGAAUUCGACCAUUGGGUAUGAAAAAGGAAGAUCGGGUCUAUCACGCUCUUUUAGGAUUGUUUAUUGGCUUCCUUGUCAUAAAUACUUUCUUUGUAGCCAAAAUGGUUUCGAUUGUUCUCUUAAAGUCAAAAAAGGAUAAUGCUCAGGUUUCAAGUCCUGUAGAAACAAACAUGCACUCUUUCACAUUUGAAGCACUGAAGGAGGCAACGAGUGGGUUUAAUGAAGAAGUAGGAAGGGGUUCAUUUGGCACUGUGUACAAAGGCACCCUCAACUCAAGAACUAAUGCUGCUGUUGCGGUGAAGAGAUUGGAUAGAAUAGCUCAAGAACGUGAGAAGGAAUUUAGGACUGAGUUGAGUGCUAUUGGAAAAACAUGCCACAGAAAUUUGGUUAGGCUGAUUGGGUUCUGUGAUGAGGGAGUUCAUAGACUUCUGGUAUACGAGUUCAUGAGCAAUGGUACACUUGCAGACAUCCUUUUCAGGCAGCCCAAACCUAAAUGGAAUUUAAGGGUUAGCCUUGCUUUGGGAAUUGCAAGAGGGCUACUUUACUUACACGAAGAGUGCGAGACUCCCAUCAUUCACUGUGAUAUAAAACCCCAAAAUAUUCUCAUAGAUGAGAAUUUCAUGCCAAAAAUCUCAGAUUUUGGGUUGGCCAAGUUGUUGUACUCUAAUAAGAGCAGAACCCACACAAUGAUAAGAGGAACCAGAGGAUAUGUAGCACCGGAAUGGUUCAAGAGUAUUCCGGUGACGGCUAAGGUGGAUGUUUAUAGCUAUGGCGUGAUGCUGCUAGAGAUAAUUUGUUGCAGAAGAAGCUUGGAGAUGGAUCUGGAUAAAGUGGGGGAAGACAAGGCGAUACUGACAGAUUGGGCUUAUGAUUGCUAUAUGGAGGGAAGAAUUGACAUUCUGGUACAGAGUGACGAGGAGGCCAUUGCUGAUAUAGGGAGGUUGAAGAAAUGGGUGAUGAUAGCAAUAUGGUGCAUUCAAGAGAAUCCAGAAAUAAGGCCUACCAUGAAGACUGUGAUGCAAAUGUUGGAAGGCCUCAUUCAAGUUCCAAGUCCUCCAUUACCUUCGUCCUUUUACUCGACAGUUCGCGGGUCGCAGCCAUGGAAAUAG